CUGGUUUCUUUUCUCCCAAACGAAAGGAGCCAAAAGCAACCGAUCAAGUGGAGACCAGUAACCGCACAUUCACUUCAUUUCCCCCACAAGAGAAAAGAUAAGAUAAUGGAGUUUUCUGCCACGUGGCCUUAUCCUAGUGGUGCGUACCGAUAAGGGUGUCAACACCUUUCCUUAAUCCUGUGGCAGUAAACGACGUUAUCAUGAAUCAUGGACCCUUUGAUCAUGAGGGCUUUUCGCCUUUAGGGGGUUCUCAUUAUAUAAAGAUGACAACACCAGUAGGAAAACAAGUCAGUAAGUAAACGAGCAAAAGAAGAAGAGAAACAACAAGAAGUAGUAAUGGCUUCCUCUAUGCUCUCCUCCGCCGCUGUGGUUACAUCCCCGGCUCAGGCCACCAUGGUCGCUCCAUUCACCGGCUUGAAGUCAUCCGCUGCAUUCCCGGUCACCCGCAAGACCAACAAGGACAUCACUUCCAUCGCAAGCAACGGGGGAAGAGUUAGCUGCAUGAAGGUGUGGCCACCAAUUGGAAAGAAGAAGUUUGAGACUCUAUCUUACCUCCCUGACCUUAGUGACGUCGAAUUGGCUAAGGAAGUUGACUACCUUCUCCGCAACAAGUGGAUUCCUUGUGUUGAAUUCGAGUUAGAGCACGGAUUUGUGUACCGUGAGCACGGAAACACUCCCGGAUACUACGAUGGACGGUACUGGACAAUGUGGAAGCUUCCAUUGUUCGGAUGCACCGACUCCGCUCAAGUGUUGAAGGAAGUUGAAGAAUGCAAGAAGGAGUACCCGGGCGCCUUCAUUAGGAUCAUCGGAUUCGACAACACCCGUCAAGUCCAAUGCAUCAGUUUCAUUGCCUACAAGCCCCCAAGCUUCACCGAAGCUUAAUUUCUUUUCUAAAACAUUCUUAUGAAUUAUCUCUGCUCAUUUCAUUUCCUAUUGUCUGUGUUCUUUUUCUCUUUAUGAGACAAUUUCUAUCGGAUUGUCAAAUGUCUGAUUUAUGAAUAUGUAAUUUAUAUAUCCGUGCGUCUUGAUUUUUUCCGAUGGUUAACUAGUUUGAAAAUUUCCGAUGAGAUAAGACAACAUACAAAAAAUCGAAUAAAUUGUGUAAAUAUAGAUAAUAGUGACAUAUGGAUUUGUAUUCAUAUUUGUCCAUUGUUUUAAGAGGAAAAAAGUUACAAAAUCUUAUUUUCUUAAUAAUAAGUAAAUUUACUUU
Molecule: messenger RNA, 1210 nt
Organism: Arabidopsis thaliana (thale cress)
Lineage: Eukaryota; Viridiplantae; Streptophyta; Magnoliopsida; Brassicales; Brassicaceae
Gene: RBCS3B
Product: Ribulose bisphosphate carboxylase (small chain) family protein
Exons: 3
Coding region: 337-882 (181 amino acids)
Biological process (GO): carbon fixation; reductive pentose-phosphate cycle
Cellular component (GO): chloroplast
Molecular function (GO): mRNA binding; ribulose-bisphosphate carboxylase activity
Source: RefSeq, marked reviewed